This is a messenger RNA of Protopolystoma xenopodis, 294 nucleotides long. NCBI's taxonomy places the organism in Eukaryota, Metazoa, Platyhelminthes, Monogenea, Polystomatidea, Polystomatidae. The record is from the annotation of a GenBank genome assembly.
UAUGCUAGUGGCGGUGGAAUUGUGGGUGAACAAAGUUCUGGGCAAGUGGUUUCCAGCGGGGAGGCCGAAGCCGGUGGUAGUGGGACCUCUGUCUUAACUAGUGAUGCCGGUAAAAAACGCAAGAAACCUGCUGUUGCUUUGACUGGUAGCCCUGAUGUCUCUGGCACUAAUACCGGGGGUGGAGGCUCUGGAUCGGGUGCAGGGUCGGCGACAGGCGCUUCCUCCUGGCGGACUAGUAAGGCAUCGAAACAGCGCAGAGAUUCGACCAGUGAGGAGGGUCAGAAUGAGAGCUGA